Penicillium chermesinum is the source of this 567-nucleotide messenger RNA. RefSeq names its product Rer1 family protein. Gene Ontology annotation, biological process: protein retention in ER lumen; retrograde vesicle-mediated transport, Golgi to endoplasmic reticulum. The transcript is spliced from 3 exons. The coding region runs from base 1 to 567 and encodes 188 amino acids. Gene Ontology annotation, cellular component: Golgi membrane. Lineage: Eukaryota; Fungi; Ascomycota; Eurotiomycetes; Eurotiales; Aspergillaceae. The record is from RefSeq and is a predicted model, not a curated record.
AUGGAUGUCCCAGAGCCAGAGCAGUCGCCCUUCACUGCGGUGUCCGCGCAAACCUCAAAACUGACGAGACAAUACCAAGCCUAUCUUGAUGCCUCGACUCCGUACACCACCUACCGCUGGGCCGCAACUGGUGGUCUACUAUUCCUCUUCUUCCUCAGAAUCGUCCUCGCCCAAGGAUGGUACAUCGUGGCUUAUACCCUCGGCAUCUACCUCCUGAACCUGUUCCUCGCCUUUCUCACCCCGAAAUUUGACCCCUCUCUCACCCAAGAUGAAGGUCUUGAAGACGGCGAUGCCAGCAACAGCCUCCCAACCAAGCAGGACGACGAGUUCCGCCCCUUCAUCCGCCGUCUCCCCGAGUUCAAGUUCUGGCACUCUGCCACCCGCGCCAUCGCGAUCGGCUUCGUGUGCAGCUGGCUCUCGGUCUUCGACAUCCCCGUCUUCUGGCCCGUUCUUGUCGUCUACUGGAUCAUCUUGUUCGUCCUGACUAUGCGCCGCCAGAUCCAGCACAUGAUCAAGUACCGCUACCUGCCUUUCUCCUUUGGUAAGACGCGGUAUGGACGAUCAUAA